This is a messenger RNA of Hyposmocoma kahamanoa, 8733 nucleotides long. RefSeq names its product bromodomain adjacent to zinc finger domain protein 2B-like. The transcript has 52 exons. NCBI's taxonomy places the organism in Eukaryota, Metazoa, Arthropoda, Insecta, Lepidoptera, Cosmopterigidae. Bases 350 to 7825 code for a protein of 2491 amino acids. The record is from RefSeq and is a predicted model, not a curated record. Gene Ontology annotation, molecular function: protein binding; DNA binding.
AUCUUGCUAGCGGUCGCCGAAUCGCGCGCGUCUCCGUGUCAAAUAUCCUAUUAUAAACCACUAAUUACCUUUAAAAACCUUAAAAUAUUAUUCUAAUUUGUGCUUUGAUGACCUAAAUCAGUGUUUUGUGUUGAUAAAAGUGUACAAUUGUGGACAUAAAGUGUAGUGUUGUUGUUUUAUAUGUGUGCAUUCCUGUCCUAGAUCUCAAUGGAACGAAGUGCAAAGGAUUUGUGAAGUGUUUAGUGCAGUUUAGUCGAGUGACAAGUGACUGUGCAGUGAACACAAUGUAUGCAAGUAGUGGACAUUUGGACCCGGAGUUCUGAAUGAAAACUUCGAUUGAAGUCGUGGCAUGGACAAGGAGAAUGGGGAGGCCGGCGACGCGGCCGGCAAGCCUCCGCCAGACGGGCUCCUCGAUGCCGCCAGGCUCUUCGGAGCAUACUGGGGCCGCGAUGGCAGCAACUCCGCGUCCGCAGCGCAGGCGCAAGCCGCGGCCCAGGCGCAGGCGGCGCUGUUCGGCUUCGGCUCGCGCUACCCGCCCCCCACCACCCUCGGCGUUGCCGCCAACCAGGCUGCUUCGCUUGGAUUGCACCCUGCUGCCAGUGCGGCCUGGUGGUCCAUGGCCUCCCACCUAGCUGCUCAAGACUACCUCGCGAGGCUGCAAGCCUCGGGCCUCAAUUUUCCACCAAUGGGGGACCCUUAUUCCGCUCUCUCAGCGUUAUCCGGAGCCGCAAUGAAUGUGCCGCCUAAAAAUAAACAACCGCAGAAGAGUGAGAGAUCCGCAAGAACCAACACCCCGUCGAGUACAGCUUCCAAGGAGAAAAAUCCGUCUACCAGCACCAACUCAAGCCCCAGCAUGAGAUCAUCAUACGGUUUCCCGAAGACAUCAUCGCCGUCCACAAUGCACUCUCACUCCCAAUCGCUGUCCAGUCUGGCGUCCCUUAGCAGCCUCGUUUCUAGCCCGCAUCAAACCAAGAGCAGCAAACAGCAGCAACAACCCUCUUCAAGGAAAUCUUCAUCGUCUUCGUCCGCAAAGGCUGAGCGUGACUUGGCACUCCUGCGAGGUGACCUCAUGCUUGCGCAGGCGGCGGCGCAGGGGGCUUACCAUGCUGCUGUUACUGCUGCGGCGAAGGGGAAGAAUAUGUCCUCUCUUUACCCAUUUGGAGUAGGCGGGAUGUCGGACAAGGACCGGCACGGGAUCGAUACGUUAACAGGCCUGCCACAUACAAUACUAAGUGCUGCUUUGGAAGGAGGUGAUCCGUCUUCAGUGCUGGGUGGUGUAAGACUUCCGCCGGAUACUGAGAUCAUCAAGUACACCUCUUCCCUGGCUGGGCCCAAGGCUCCACCAGGUACAACCAACAGAGGCCGCAAGAAGACAAUAUCACUGGACCCUCCACAGGUGACAGUGCACCCAUCCACUGGUGAUCGGGGUACGCCACUGCCUAGCAAACGACAGAAAGUGGACGAAUAUGGUAAUUCCCGAUCAUCAGUGGAAGUGAUCCGGUUGCCGAACAAACCGGACGGCCGGCCCGGACAGAACUCCAUAGCUGGAACACCGCCGCCAAAUCUUUCCGAUUAUGCAGGCAUAUCGAGAGAGCUGUUACAAACAAUAGCUAGCCAGAGCGGCGUUAGUCUGGCUGCGCUUGAGAGACAGCUAGCUGGCACUUCUGCUUCACAUGAUUCCGGCCUAAAUCUGAGCACGAAAGAAAGCAGCCGUGGUGCAGAAGACACCCCCCUGGACCUCGGUGUGAAGUCAGCUGUGGAUGACGACGCACCCCUUAACUUGUCCCUUAAACCUACGCCAGCGAGCUCGCAAGCUUCUGACGCGUUAUCAAGACUGACUUCCCUCAGCAGUUCUUUAAGUGUCGCCAACGACAGGAUAUCCCGUCGCAAACCAGGUGCGAAACCCCGAAGAGUGGCUCCAGACUUGGGCUCAGCUGGAGAAUCACCUCGACCGAAAUCCAGUGGAAGCGAGGAUAGCGAAACUGUAGGUUGGCCCACGCGAGAAGGCCGACCACGCAACCUGGGCCGCGGCGUAAGCAAGCCCAAGAAAAACACAGUAGCGUCGCUACUCGCGCAGAGUCGAGCGUUGGGACUGCGACCGGCGCUUGCGCAGCAGCUGCUCGGCGAGACUGACUUGGAAAAACUAAAAGCCUUAAUGGGUGAAACGGCAAGCACAGACUCUGAAUGUCCAUCAGACAGUUGCCCCUCGGACUCGGAUGCCAGCGAGUCCGGACGCCGCCCUCACGAAUCGCAGCUGCGUCUUCCUUUAGCACUAGGCUGGAAGCGAACAACAGUAAUCAAAGGCUUAUCUCGCAACUGCAGCAUCAAAGGCGACGUCGCGUACACCCCGCCCGAUCCGCACUCCAGUAUGAAGAUGAAAUCCGCUCAAGAACUACAGGCUUUCCUGGAGAGCAACCCUUGUGGUCCCCUUACAGUGGACAAUUUCAGCUUCAGUUCACGUGUCAUCUUGGGAGAAUACAUUCAGCCCACACCUGAGGAACCUUUGAUUCUUAAUGAAGCCGAAAUCACUAAGAGGUUAGAAGAAGCCCGUGCAUUAGCAGCUAUUACAGGCACAAGACCGACCCCACCCCCAUUAGACCAGCGCAUAGAACUGGCUAGAAGACAACAGGCUGCCAGAGACGCGAGAAGAGAUGCUAGUGCACGGUCCAGAGAUCAGGCUCGUCUAGUCAGAGAAUUAGAGCGAACGGAAAAGGCGGAGCACGCCAAGCGAGAAAAAGAGGCUCGAAGCCAACAGCUUUUAGAGCAUAUCAACAUGAAUAGAACGCAGUUGACCAUCGAGCCCGUGGCACCCAAACUAGAUAAUUGGAAAAUACCAGACAUUAUAAUGGGUCCUGCAACAAAAACUAACAAGGAACGCAUUAUGCCACCUAUAAGCCUAAGUCUUAUACCAGUAAGCGGUCCUGAUGGAAGCCAGAAUUCACCUAUAAAGACUUUAAACUUUGACCAAACAAGUUGGAAGGAAUCUGAAGAAUACAAUGCACUGGACAAAAUGAAGGAUUUCGCAGAAAAAGCAGCCUUUGACCUUCCAAAACGGUCAAAUGACAAAUAUUUCAAUUUCACUUUAAUGAAGUCCGAGAAGAAGAAAGAGAAUAACUUGGAGAAGUUAAUUGAUUCGUAUUCGAGAAUAAGCGAGUUUAUAAACGGCUGUGAUUGGUCGAAAUUGUCGUCCAAUAAGAAGGAGGAUCCUAAAGAAUUGGAACAAAAAUAUUUAAAUGCGAAAAACGAAUUUAUGUCCAAGAAUUUAAAGCUCAUGCCUAAAGAAAGUCCGAAAUCUGUACUGAAAGAGGUAAUCGAUUUAAGUGAGGACGAUGACAAUCUGUUGAAUGAUAUAAUUUCAAAGAAAAUAAACAAAGGAACUUUCAAUGUGGGUAAAGACGGAGCUCUUUCAAUAUCAGUUCAUCCGUUUUCAAAGGAUGUUGCCUCGGCUAAACGAAGGAAACAGGGAGAAAUUGAAAAGCAGAAGAUCGAGGAUCAGGCUAAGAGACAACAGGAAAGAGAACUUAAACGACAGCAAGCUAUUCUACUCAAAGAACAGCAAAAGUACAUAACUGAGGAACGCGAAAGAAGACGUCAGCACACGACCUUCAUUCGGCAGCUGGAUUCAAGAAGAAGAUGGGAAGAGCGAGAGAGAAGAAAACAUCAGAACUUGCUCGAUCGACUUCUGGCUAAGGAGAAGAAACUGCGGUUGAGGAGGAAAGAAAUGGAGCUGGUGUCUGAAUUAAGACGACCCCAGGAAGACUCAACCUUAUCCGACCAGAAGCCUCUACCGUCUCUGAAUAGGAUCCCAGGUUUAAAGCUGCCUGGACAAGCCAUGGCGGACCUUCUGCAAGUCUACGAGUUUAUUCAUAACUUCGGACAAACUUUGGGUUUUGAUGUAGAAUCGAUACCAACCCUGAACUCGUUACAAAUGGCGUUGCUGCCGGACUGUUGCCCAAACGCUGAAGAAGAACUCAUACAAGUCCUCACACAGCUGCUCGUGUGUGCUAUAGAGGACCCAGGCAUUCCUCAUCCAGGCCGCCACACGACACUCCUCGGGCAUGCGAUCCGUAUGGGCGACAUCACACCUGCAAACCUCAGCGAGGUGUUACGAAUAUACCUCUACGCUAACGCGACGGGAGAGGUCAAGGCUCUGACAGGCUUAACGGCUGAGAGGGAAAGAGAAAGAAGAGUAGCAGAUCACCACCAGACUGACGAAGAAAUGAAGCACACACAGGCGAAUACCAAAAACGCGGCAUAUUAUGAACACUUACAUAAAAAUACUACGUAUAAAUUGUCAGAAUCUCUCCGAGACAAACCGUUCCUAGCACUAAGCGCAACAUCAAAAACUAAAAUCCUCACGUUCCUCUGCAACGAGUUGCUACAGAAUAAAUCCGUCUUGCGACAGAUCGACGGGUCACUGGAACACUUGAAUCAGUUGCGAAAGGAACGGUAUCUGAUGGAUUGCAAGAUUAGAAAAGUCCGAGUGCUGCACCAACGCAAGGUUCGCGCCGAGCAAUCGGAGAAGCAGCAAGCGUUGGCGCUGGAAAGAAUGCAGAAACUGGUUGAAGAAAGCACUGCCCAUGAACGCCGAGGCUCGCCGCAAUUGCCUGAAGAAGAACAACAAGAAAAAGACACCCCCAAGAAAGACGAAACUGAAGAAGAAAAGACUACUCCUCCCGCCUCCCCCCACCCGCCUGAAGAAGAGAUAACGCCAAUCAAAGACUUAAAUAUGAAGAGUAAAGAACUAUUAAACAAUAAUAAAGAAGAAUGUUCGCCAGAGAAUAAUUCAAAAGUUGAUAAGGACAGUGUCAUGGGGGAUGACGUAUUAAGUGAUUUGGAAAGCGAGGGGACACAGCCGGAAGAGGAUGAAGACAAAAACCUGUCAUCGGAGGAGCUAGCCAAGAAGUUAGAAAAGUUGUUGCGACAAUCGGAACAACAAUUACAGCAACUAAUUGCUGGACUACACGCCUUAAGAGCCACAUGCUACGGACAAGAUCGAUACUGGCGACGAUACUGGUCUCUGGGCAAAUGUGGUGGUAUCUUCGUAGAAGCCAUGGAGUCUGCACAACCCGAGAUCAUGCAGUACCAGCAAUCAUUAGAGUCAGCUGUUAAAGAAGCCCAUCUGCCCGACACGGGCAAGAAGAAGAAGAAAGGUCGAGAAAAGAAAGAAAAAGAACCUCAAUCAGAACCCAACAAGGAAGAAACAGAAGCUCUCAAGAAAGAAGAAGCUCUUAAAACUGAGAUGGAACUCAAGAGCAUCAAAUCUGAACUCAAUUUGAGCGACCACACGCAGAUUAUCAAAUACGAGCCCAACGUCAAACAUGGCGCUUGUAAAGUAGAAGGUUCAAUAAAAAUGGAAGAAAAGUUCAUUCAGCAAAAACAAAAUAAGGAAGCCGAGGAUAUGCUUGAUAUUGAAGAUUCUAUACCAACGGCUUUUCUAGUACAAAAACCAACGCACACUCCAAUGUACGCAGCUCAAGCCGAACCCGUUGACAAGCCGCAAGAAAUAGUCAAAGUUGAAAAUAAUUUAAAAGAAGAACUUCCAGAAGACAAAGAUCAGUUAGUCAACAAUUUAGAGGAAUUAAGAAAAAUGGCAGAAGCAGUAUCUUCACAAUUAGAAGCUGAAAAGAAAGCUGAAGAAACCAAACUUAAAGAAGAACCUUUAGACUUGAAAGAGGAAACUAUAGAUGUUAAUUGCGCUCACGAACAUCUAUAUAGGAAGAUUAAUGAAGGAAAAUGGUUCUCGAUAUUACGUCACGAAACUUCUUUCUUGAGUAGCAUCAGUGAUGUCGAGAAGAAUAGUGACAAGCCUCCAGAAUUUUGUGAUAACGAACAUACGUGUUCUGAAGUUAUAUUGUGUCAAGGACAUAAAUGGGAUGUGUCAAAUAAUUUACACUUAUUGAAUGAUCCGUCACUUUUUACUUUAAAUAGUAUGGUCACAAGUGUGCAAGUGCCGUCGAACAAUAUUUAUCAUGAUUCGAGUUUGACUAUGUCGGGUUUGGAGCAGGAAAAAAUGGAUGCCAGACUGAAUAAAGAUAGACUGAUGGGACAGGAUAUGGAAGUUGAAGAGGAAAGUAAAGAACAGGAAAACGAUCUCGAAAAGGAACUACAAGAAGAUGCCCAAAAAUACGACCUGUUGACGCAAAAGGCAAAAGCAAAUAGCCUUACAAGUUUAGGCGUUUUGAACUUCAACGCUUUGUCUACCUAUGUAACAUGUGACAGUCCACCGCCCAUACAAAUGAGUCCUGAAGAGCUGGAACAGCUGGAACAUUGUAAAGUGCAUGGACUGCCGAAAAAAAUUGAAGGGAAUUUUGUGCCUAAGGAGCUAAGACAUGGCUGGUGGCGCAUCACAGACUCUGACCAACUGAAAGAGCUGAUGGAUACUUUACAUCCGCGAGGAGUUAGGGAAAGAGAGUUGCAUGCCGCAUUGGUUCAACAUAUACCCAUUAUCAAUAACAAGUUGUACAUCGAUAAAGGCGACAGUCUAGCAUCAGAACUGUCUCUAUCACACCUGGACAGAGUGAUAGCGCAAAAUGGCGGGUAUCCGUGCCCGGACGCGCCAAACUCAUUCUCAAGUGUUACGCAGUGCCGCGUCGAUGUACAGAUAUUACAACAGGUGGAACAACUGGAAGAACGUGUAGCAGCAGCAUCAAUGCAAGUGAAAGGCUGGCGGCCUUCAACCCUUGCCCUUCCUGAAGACGCGACUAGCGCAGAAAUAGUGGCCCGGGCAAGACAUAAGCUAUCAGCGGUAGAGGCGCACAUUGAGAGGCGCUACCUUAAACCGCCUCUGGUGCAAAGGUAUGCUAGCACCACUGAGGCGGCCAUAGGUGCAGCGUUACAAGGAGAACACGGAAAUUCCACGGCGCCGUCACCGCAGAACUCUGAUGUUAGUGAAGGAAAAGAUAGCAAAGGCAUAGCGCGUGGUCUGGCAACGUGGCGGGAGGCGCUCUCUCGCUGCAACACAAGCGCACAACUUGCUAUGUUACUGCAAGCCCUCGAAAGUGCAGUGGCAUGGGAUAAAAGCAUUAUGAAAGCGAACUGCCAGUUCUGCCUGUCUGGUGACAACGAAGACCAGUUGCUGCUAUGUGACGGGUGUGACAAGGGCUAUCACACUUACUGCUUCAAGCCAAGGAUGGACAAGAUACCUGAGGGCGAUUGUCGAUUAAAAAAAGGUGGGACAUGUUAUUUAAUGUGCAGUCCCGCGCCGUCUCACGCGUCUACGUCAACGACCGCGGAAGAGUGCCCGGCCAGCGCCCUGGCCACGCCCGAGAAGGAGCCCGACAAGGUCGACGAGCCAAUCGCAGAGCCCGAAAACGGACUCAAUCACCAUCCAGCACCACCAGAUUUCUCAGAAGAAGGUCCCCCGCCUGAGAAGAAACGUGCUCUGCAGUACGUCGGUGGCAACGGCGCUGUACAGAGAGACGAUGGCGAACAAAUGGACGAUCCCGAAAACGUUCUGGAGAACCUCCCGCUGGUGUCUCGCGCGAAGAAGGAGAAGAUGAGUGCCAAAAAGCUAGUCAAAGAUAUGCAGUUCUGCAAAAACCUCCUGUGCGAGAUGGAGUGCCACGAGCACGCAUGGCCGUUCCUCAUACCAGUAAACACAAAACAGUUUCCGCAGUACAAGAAGGUCAUCAAAACCCCCAUGGAUCUAUCCACUAUAAAGAGGAAACUCCAGGAUAACAGCUACAAAUGCAAAGAAGAGUUCGCGAACGACGUCCGUCUGAUAUUCAGCAACUGCGAAGUUUUCAACGAGGACGACAGUCCAGUUGGCCGAGCCGGACACAAUAUGAGACAAUUCUUCGAAGAACGGUGGACUCAUUCCUGACCAAGCUCAUCUAGCACUCUUCCCGGAUUUCCCGGACUCAGACCCGGAGUUCCCGGAUUCAGACCCGGAUUUCCCGCAGUCAGAUCAGGAUUUCCCAGAUACGGACCCGGAUUUUCCGGAUCCGGAAUCACGGGAUCCGGGUUUGCCGGAUCUGGAUUUUUCGGAUUCGACGACGGAUUAAGAUUUGAUGAGGAUAUUGAUAUUUAACUACGGUAUGGCUAGUGAGCACAACGGUUCAUCGUUAACAACAGUUAAAAGAAAGCCACUACAUUAAUCUUCCGAUUAUGUUUCAGUAACUUAGCUACACCUAGACAGUUCUGUAGACCCGGAUAUAACCUCAAACGGUUCUUUGAACAUUUUACCGGAUUUUCUACCGAAUUUCCUGGAGCUGAAUUCGAAUAUUCUAGACUCUCCAUCUGGAUUUAUCAAGUUUCUAAUGACUAGAUACAUUGUACAACUUUCGAAUAACAUCCAUUUUAAUGCAAUAUAUGUCGCAAGUGUUUUUGUUGCAUGAAAGUCCUAAAAACAAGAAAUUUUAUUACUCUCCCGCUUAAGCUUAAAAAGUUGUCAACUGAAUUCGUUCGUACAUUCGCUAAAGGUCUCUCCGAAAAAAAUUUUUGAGAUGUGACCUUAUUACACCAAGGAUGCGAAUUUUCAAAAUGGCGCCAUCAAAGCGAGCUCCAUGAUUUCCAAAAGAAAUAAUUUCGCCCACCACCGCUUGUGCUAACUAGUCUUGUUAAUUGCAAUGUUUAAAAAAGAUGCGGUGUAAUAAAAAUAUUAAGUUUAUAUGACAAGAGACGGAUAUGAAAUUAGUUUAAGUGUUGCUGUUAAUAAAAUAACGUCUGUGAAAGCAAGUAUUCCAAAUUUGAACGGAAUAACUGUAACUUAUUUAUUAUACCACCGGAAGU